UCAAGUGAUCCUCCUGCCUUGGCCUCCCAAAGCAUUGGGAUUACAGGCAUGAGCUAAGUCUGAAUAGAUGCCGAAAUCUGUUUUAUAUGUAUGGAUUUUAUUAUCUUACCUACUAAGCUAUCAAUUCCAUGAAGGUGGGGACUUUGUCUAUGUUAUUUCAUGGAAUAGUCUCAGCACCUAGAAUAGGCAUAGCAUACAGUAGAUGCUCAAUAAAUGCCUGUUGCAUUGAAGGAUGAAAGGAUGGGCGUGGGUACAUAUCCACGUGUGUACACCAGUGUGUAUGUGUUAGCUGAGGGAGAUAUGUAGGUAUGUAAACCUGUGGGUCUCUAGCCCUCUGUGACUGACAGCUCAUGCAAGAUCACAAGCGUUUGUCCCAGCUCUGUGCUCUGUUCCCAGUGGUGGCCACCAUGAGGGACCUGAGAAAGAAGGAGACACUAGAAGCAGCCGCCGGGGAGGCUCUGGGACAGACCCUCACAGUGGCCCAGCUAGACGUGUGCAGCGAUGAGUCGGUGGCCCAGUGUCUCGGCAGCAUCCAAGGAGGAGAAGUGGACGUGCUGGUGAAUAAUGCCGGAAUGGGCACCGUGGGGCCCGUGGAGGGGCUCAGCAUAGCUGCCAUGCAGAGCAUCUUUGACACCAACUUUUUCGGGGCCGUCCGUCUGGUCAAAGCUGUGCUUCCAGGCAUGAAGAGGAGGCGGCAGGGCCACAUCGUGGUGGUCAGUAGUGUCAUGGGGCUACAGGGCGUCAUGUUCAACGAUGUCUACGCGGCCUCCAAGUUCGCCCUGGAGGGAUUCUUCGAAAGUCUGGCCAUCCAGUUGCUGCAGUUCAACAUCUUCAUCUCCCUGGUGGAGCCAGGCCCAGUGGCCACGGAGUUUGAGGGGAAGCUCCUGGCGCAGGCUUCCACGGCCGAGUUCCCAGGCACUGACCCCGACACCCUGCGCUACUUCCGGGACUUCUACCUCCCAGCCUCCAGGGAGCUCUUCCGCUCAGUGGGACAGAGCCCGCAGGAGGUGGCCCAGGUCAUUGUCAAGAUCAUCGGCAAGGCGCGGCCACCCCUGCGCCGGCAGACCAACGCCCGCUACUCCCCGCUGACGCUGCUCAAGGCCCUGGAGCCCUCGGGCGCCCUGUACGUGCGGACCGCGCACAGCCUCCUCUUCCGCUGGCCUCGCCUCCUCAACCUGGGCCUUCGGUGCCUGGCCUGGGGCCGCCUCCCAACCCGGGUGGGGCCCCGGUGAGCGGAGCAGAGCCCCGCCGUCUGCCUGCGUACAGACUAGACUCUUCAUUCAUUCAUUCAUUCAUUCAUUCAUUCAUUCAUUCAUUCUGCAAACUCUGCCUCCCCCACUCCGUGCCUGAGCUUUGCUGUGCCUCAACCUCCAGGCACGGACCCUCCCACGGUCAGGGCUGGGGGCCGGGGCUGAGGAGCCCGGAGCAGGAAGCCGGAGCCGCGUCUGGGAAGGCAAGGGGGGCUUCCUGGAGGAGGGGGCCUUGAAGGACCAGACAGAUUCUGGCUCAUUCGCCGCACGACUUCAUGAUCCCGGGCCUGAGAAUCCAGGCGUGAGUCACAAGCCACCCCGCCCCCACACAGACACCCAGGGCUCCGUUGGCCAAAGGGGACUUUCCCCAGAAACACGCCCCAUCGGCAAGACGUGUUGGUGCACACGCCAGCGAUGCAUGCGUGCUUUUCCCAUUAAAUGCAUAGUCACAACCACAAGCUGCUGUUAUAUUAAAUAUUUAAGAAAGAUCAGUUUCUUAAAUGUAUUUAUUUGUGUGU
This is a messenger RNA of Microcebus murinus (gray mouse lemur), 1768 nucleotides long. RefSeq names its product retinol dehydrogenase 8 (gene RDH8). NCBI's taxonomy places the organism in Eukaryota, Metazoa, Chordata, Mammalia, Primates, Cheirogaleidae. Gene Ontology annotation, biological process: estrogen biosynthetic process; retinol metabolic process. The record is from RefSeq and is a predicted model, not a curated record. Gene Ontology annotation, cellular component: cytosol; cytoplasm. Gene Ontology annotation, molecular function: estradiol 17-beta-dehydrogenase [NAD(P)+] activity; all-trans-retinol dehydrogenase (NAD+) activity.